Molecule: messenger RNA, 1467 nt
Organism: Aphis gossypii (cotton aphid)
Lineage: Eukaryota; Metazoa; Arthropoda; Insecta; Hemiptera; Aphididae
Exons: 1
Coding region: 1-1467 (488 amino acids)
Cellular component (GO): nucleus
Molecular function (GO): DNA binding
Source: RefSeq, a predicted model, not a curated record
AUGCCGCGUAAGUAUGUUAGAGUUACAAAUCGAGGUGAUUGGUCACAUGAAAACUUAUUAAAUGCUAUAAGUGCAAUUUCCAAUAAGGAAAUGAGCAUUAGAAAAGCCUCAAAAGCCUAUGGUAUCCCUUUCAGCACAGUCCAAGAAAGGAUUAAAAAGGGCCAAACCCAAAUUUUAAAUCUUGGGCGUAAACCUGUAUUUUGUAUUGUUGUAGAAAAUGAUAUGACUGAACAUAUAAAAGAUUUGGCAAAACUAUUUUAUGGAAUUACACCUUUGCAAUUAAGAAGUGCUGCUUUUACGUUUGCAGAAGAUAACAAACUUGAACACAAUUUUAAUAGUAGUCUUAAACUUGCGGGAAUAGAUUGGUUUUAUAAUUUUAUUAGACGUAAUCCAUCAAUAACCAUUAGAAAACCUGAAGCAACCAGUAUUAGUCGUAUAACAGCUUUUAACAAAACUGAAGUUUCACUUUUUUUUGAAAAUCUUGAGAUGUUAAUGGAAAAAUAUUCAUUUGUUCCUUCGCGCAUUUUUAAUAUGGACGAAACCGGAAUUUCCACCGUACAAGACCCAGGAAGAAUAAUAGCACCUAAAGGCCAAAAACGUGUAGGUUCUGUCACGAGCUGGGAAAGAGGUAAAAACGUAACUGUUAUUUGUUCCAUGAGUGCGUCAGGUACAUUUGUUCCUCCUAUAUUUAUUUUCCCAAGAAAGAGAAUGUGUCAUCAAUUACAAAGAAAUGGUCCUCUAGGUGCAGUAUAUCAGUGUACCAAAAACGGGUGGUCCAAUGAGGAUAUUUUCCUUGUUUGGUUACAGCAUUUUGUUAAUCAUACGAAACCAUCAACGGCGGAACCCGUUCUCCUUAUAUUAGACAACCAUGGAAGCCAUAUUAAUUUGCCUGCUUAUGAUUUUUGUAAAAAAAAUAAUAUAAUUAUGUUGUCAUUGCCACCACAUACCUCACAUCGAAUGCAACUUCUUGAUGUCACAUUUUUUGGACCACUAAAGCAGGCAUUUAAAAGAGAAUGUGAUUUAUUUAUGAAGUCAAAUUCACUUGUAAAAAUAACCCCGUAUGAUUUGGCUGAACUGUUUAAUAAAGCAUAUUCUAUAGUGGCAACAAUACAAAAAGGUGUAUCUGGGUUUAGUUCGACAGGAAUAUAUCCAAUGAACCCAAAUAUUUUUACCGAAGAGGAUUUUUUCGCAGCUAACACAUUUGCUACUGACGAUACCAACACCUUAUCUCCAGUUGUUAUUGAAAUGAAUUCUACUUCUGAAGAACCAUCAUCAAAUUCUACAAAUAAUGUUUUAAAAAACUCCGUGCCUUCUACAUCUACAUCGUCGGAAUAUCUUGUUACCUUUAAAUCCAUUACGCCAAUUCCAAAAAAACCAUCUCCAAAAGUGGUUCGCCGAAGAUCUGCAAAACAGCACUCUACUGUUAUAACAUCUACUCCAAUGAAAACGAUACUCGAAUUAAAAUAA